AUGGCUACUUCGUCAGGCGGAAUGGGUGGCAUGGAUGACAUGGCCGAUAUGAUGGGUGGAUGCAAGAUUAGCAUGCUGUGGAACUGGAAUGUAAUCGACACAUGUUUCAUCGCAGAGUCCUGGCACGUACGCACGAAAGCCAUGUUCGCCGGCUCCUGCAUCGGAGUCAUCCUCCUCGUUAUCCUCCUCGAGUUUCUGCGGCGCGCAGCUAAAGAAUACGAUCGCUAUAUCGUCCAGCAGCACUCCAAGACACUCGCAUCCUCGGGGGUCGGCUCGUUUUCCUCCUCCUCAUCGAACGCCAACGACAGCACGACUAAGCAUCCUGCUGCUACAACAUCGCCAGCUGCUUGCGGCGCCAUAGCUGUGACGACGACCAAGUUCCGACCGAGCAUUCUACAACAGGCGGUACGGGCGGCAUUGCACAUGGGCGCAUUUGCUGUGGCUUAUUUCGUUAUGCUGCUGGCGAUGUAUUACAACGGGUACUUUAUCAUCUGCAUCUUCAUCGGUGCGUAUCUGGGAUACUUCAUCUUUGGGUGGGAGAGCUUCAAUGUGAGCAGCGGGGGCGAUGAUCGUAUGCAGGAAAAUGCCACGGUUUGCUGUGGAUAG
Molecule: messenger RNA, 606 nt
Organism: Alternaria incomplexa
Lineage: Eukaryota; Fungi; Ascomycota; Dothideomycetes; Pleosporales; Pleosporaceae
Exons: 2
Coding region: 1-606 (201 amino acids)
Biological process (GO): copper ion transmembrane transport
Cellular component (GO): membrane
Molecular function (GO): copper ion transmembrane transporter activity
Source: RefSeq, a predicted model, not a curated record